AUGACGCCGAAUAUUCAGGAGUCGCACCACGACGUCCUCGAUGGUGUUCAUCUUAUGGCCACCACGCCGCCGGGCAGCUCCCAAGAUACUGGCCCACGCCCCUCUCCUCAACACCCGAUGACCGUGACCGAAAGCCAUGACCCCGACCCUUCCUCUUUCUCUGCACAGUCACCUUUUGUCGCGCUCAGCUCCGCCAUAAUCGAACUGUCUCCAGCGAGACAACUGAGCUCUCUUAGACACGAAGACGAAAAUUUCAGUGUCUUUUCACAUUCCCAAAACCCACUUGGUUUGUCGCGGCCGACCAUCACCGAGCAAACCCUAGUUGAAUUACUUGAAUUACUUUUGUACUAUAUUCCUGUCGUCGGCGACACCGAUUUCGACGAUCCUCUUGCAGUGGUUCGAAACAGACCGUGUUUGGCCUACUGUGCCGGCUAUGUCGCGGCGCAGUAUGCUAUUGGAUGUGCAAGGGUGCGUGCGCCCCUGCUGGCUCGUGUAACCGAAUUCAUCCAUCUUUCUAAGCGGCGGAUUCCAUCCGACCAGGAUCUGCUGUGGACAGAGCUUCAAGCAUUCGCGAUACUGUACGCCUAUCAGCCUGUAACAGACAUUUUCAAUCUUCCACAUUCACGUAGUGAUCAGCUCAGCCACUGGGAUCUCAAAUCAUUUGUCGAAUCAUUCGCUUUACGAGCCGGACUGCAUCGAUCUCUGGAGAGUGUUCGCUCGCUUCUGGAGGAAGGUUCGACUACCAACAUGGCUGACAGCCGGGCAUUCCAAGAUUACACCUACUGGUUAUGGCUGUUUACCAUGUCGCACCACUUUUCUCUCAUGACAAGAACACCCCCGUCGAUACGCGCUGACGUCUCCAUAACAACAGCGACAGAAUUGCUCAAGGACAUUUCAAAGCCUUCCAGAGUGACCCGCAUUGUGGCAGAGGUCGAUCUUUAUAUGCUGUGGAGUCAUGCUGGCCGAUACCUGCCUGAGCUUGCGGAAUGGUGGUGUACGCCUUCUUCCGCUACUGACAUCGACGAUACCAGUGACAUUUCCGAGGACGUCGCUGCUGCGCUCGAACUGUGGGCUCAGCGGUGGGGUGUCCGCGGUGAGGCAUAUGCAACCGUUUCAGACCUGGAUGUCACGAGAAAUGCCGCAGUUGAAUUUCACUUGCGAGCCACGAGGUUUCACAUUGGCUGUUUCAUCACUGGCUGGAACUUGCGCAGAGUUACGACUGCUCGAAAGACCACGCGACUUGACAUGAAUGACACUGUUCGCAGGUCGCUAUUGUCGACUAUUCAAGCCGCGUGCGACGUAUUCAAACCGUACCUAGACAUGCCUCCAUUGCGACGCGAAAAACUCAGGUACAUUCCAGAUCAGGCAUUUGCUCUGAUAGCCUUUUGCUGUCUUUACAUUAUCAACGCAGUCGACCUUUUUGGAGCAUCGUCCACUGCACUUUCGCCUUACCUCGAGACUGUCUACCACACGGGCAUCUUCUUGCAAGAGAUGGCUGUUGCAAGCAGCACCAAUCCACCCCGGUACGGUGGCGUCGUUCUUGACAGAUUGGAUCAACUGAAAUCCACGACGCAUCCGGCUGAUCAGGUGGCCAAUGUCAGAUCAGAGCCAGUACAAGAAGAACUAGCACAACAUAGACGCGCGUCACAAGAUUUGCUAUGCAUGCGUCGCGCGUUCUCUUGA
Exophiala spinifera is the source of this 1683-nucleotide messenger RNA. RefSeq lists its product as uncharacterized. The coding region runs from base 1 to 1683 and encodes 560 amino acids. The transcript has 2 exons. NCBI's taxonomy places the organism in Eukaryota, Fungi, Ascomycota, Eurotiomycetes, Chaetothyriales, Herpotrichiellaceae. The record is from RefSeq and is a predicted model, not a curated record.